This is a messenger RNA of Symbiodinium sp. CCMP2592, 387 nucleotides long. The record is from the annotation of a GenBank genome assembly. NCBI's taxonomy places the organism in Eukaryota, Dinophyceae, Suessiales, Symbiodiniaceae.
AUGAGCCGCACGUUGGUCCUGAGCUUCUUCCUGGUGGCAGCUCGCAUCCAAGCGACGCGCACCUUGGAGGGUCGUGGCGGGACCAUGCAAGAUGUGGAGAUGAUUACGGCGGUGGGCAACUCUGUGAAGGAGCAGCACUCUAGUGAUGCUCGAGUGAGAGAUGCCAUCGAUGAAGUCCGUAGCAAUGCCGUGCAACUCAUCAGAGAGAUCGGUGAUGCUGCGAAGAGCGGCAGUGAGUGGGAGUUUUGCGGCUUUGCCAAACUCUGCAAGGGCGCGACGCCUGAAUGCUGCAAAACCUGGAGUGGCUUCUUGCACGAGUAUUCCUACGAAUGCAAAGCUAAGCAUUCCGGCUGUCUUUUGUCUAUGGGCGCUCCACUCGACCGCUGA